AUGGGUUCCCUUCCGAUAGUCGACUUUGAUGCCCCAAGCGACAAGGUCUUGAGCCCAUCUGUCCUGGCCCAUGUCGUCUUGCGUACUCAAAAGUUCAAAGAGAUGGUUGACUUCUACACAACCUUCCUCGGCGGCCAUAUCACCCACGGAAAUGACUGGAUAGCUUUCAUCACCUACGACCAUGAACACCAUCGUAUCGCACUGAUUCAGCUUCCCGAUACUGGGCCCAAGGUCCCCACCAGCUGUGGCUUGCACCACAUCGCAUUCUCUUUCGCCAGCAUGUCGGAUCUCCUGCUGUCAUACUGCCAUCGUAAAGCCAGGGGUAUCCUACCGUUCUGGAGCGUCAAUCACGGCACAACAACCUCGAUCUACUACAAGGAUCCAGAUGGGAAUAUGCUGGAGACCCAAGUCGAUAAUUUUGACACAUCUGCUGAAUCCACCGAGUACAUGAAGAGCAAGUCAUUCGCAGAAAAUCCGGUGGGGGUGGAUUUCGACCCCGAGGACUUGAUCUCUAGCAUCAAGAAGGGAGAGCCGGAGACGGACUUGAAGCGUAGAGCUGAUAUUGGACCCAGGGGACCGCCAAAUCUUGAUGACAAGUGA
Molecule: messenger RNA, 600 nt
Organism: Cladophialophora psammophila CBS 110553
Lineage: Eukaryota; Fungi; Ascomycota; Eurotiomycetes; Chaetothyriales; Herpotrichiellaceae
Exons: 2
Coding region: 1-600 (199 amino acids)
Source: RefSeq, a predicted model, not a curated record